CAAAAAUUAAGCCAGAAAAGCAAAACCAAUAUGGGCGAAUUUCUACCGAAGUUUUAACCAAUUUCUGUGAUAGUUUAGAAGCCACUUUGGACGGCAGCAAUAGUCAUCAUUUAUUCCCCAAAUUUGACAAGAAUAAAACAGGUGGGAAAUCUAGCCAAGAAUUUAUUAACCACUUAAAAACCUUAUACGAAAACUGUCCUGUUUAUUUUGAUAUUCAAGAAAAGAUAAUAGUUAUUAAAAAUCAACGCACCAAAGCCGAGCGAGAAGAAGAGGUUAAAUAUGCUGACGAGUUUAAAAGGAUGCGGAUUAGAUACCAGGAAUUACGCAGUAUGGGAAGGACAGAUUUGCCUGAAUUUCCUACCAGCACCGAAGAAUGUUAUAGCGAUAAGGCUUAUCAACCCGAAGAGACAC
Entrophospora sp. SA101 is the source of this 411-nucleotide messenger RNA. NCBI's taxonomy places the organism in Eukaryota, Fungi, Glomeromycota, Glomeromycetes, Entrophosporales, Entrophosporaceae. The record is from the annotation of a GenBank genome assembly.